Messenger RNA from Aspergillus nomiae NRRL 13137, 936 nucleotides. RefSeq lists its product as uncharacterized. NCBI's taxonomy places the organism in Eukaryota, Fungi, Ascomycota, Eurotiomycetes, Eurotiales, Aspergillaceae. The record is from RefSeq and is a predicted model, not a curated record. The transcript has a single exon. Bases 1 to 936 code for a protein of 311 amino acids.
AUGCUGUCUGAGUCAUGGGACCAAGGACGGCACAAUGCUCGAUUACGAAGAAACUGUUUCCGAAGCUUGUCCAAUAUAAUGCUGGCUGUUACACGUACUCCUCUACCCCGAAUUGGUUCUUUCAUUGUGAAUGAAAAAGGAUUUUUAAGGCUAAGCAAUAGGCCCCUUACCCUUGAAAUUCAUGAUCUUGAAAAUGAGCAUAUUCCUAUAGAUAUCCCACGCGACUUUACGUAUUCCACCGUGGACGCCUAUGUCAAUGACAUCCUCGCAUUCCAUGAAAGCCGCCUCCGUCAUCAACUUAAUGCGGUUAAUGAUGUUCAAGAUGGUUUAUUCCAGAUGGCUGCUUUAACAGUGAUGAGAGCUGUUCGGCAUAUAUUCUUCCGCGGCGAUCUUCGCCGAGGCCCUUUUCUCAUAAGCUUUACAGAUCUCCACCAGAGCAACAUCUUUGUCGAUGAGAACUGGAAUAUUACAUGCCUAGUUGACCUGGAAUGGGCCUGUUCUCGUCCAGCAGAAAUGAUUCACCCACCGUAUUGGCUGAGUAACCAAUCUGUUGAUGGGAUUGACCUUGGAGAAUACGAAAGCCUUCAUAAGGAAUUCAUGCAUGCUUUCGCAGAGCAGAUACCAAGGUAUCCUCAUCAAUCAGGGGAACGGCUCCACUCAAUACUCCACGAAGGAUGGGACCAAGGCACAUUCUGGUACGCCCUUGCACUUGAUAGUCCGAGUGGACUUUUUCAAAUCUUUUACGACCACAUACAACCACGAUUUUCAAAAGAUCACAUAAAUGAUGCAGUAUUUUUCCGGAUCACUAUGGAUUACUGGACAGUCAAUGCAGCCAAAUUUAUCCAUCAAAAAGUCAAAGACAAAGAAAAAUACGAUCGGCUAUUGCUCGAAGCUUUUACACAGCCUUCCAUGGACCAGAUGCCUAUGCACCCGUAA